Molecule: messenger RNA, 754 nt
Organism: Amborella trichopoda
Lineage: Eukaryota; Viridiplantae; Streptophyta; Magnoliopsida; Amborellales; Amborellaceae
Product: small ribosomal subunit protein eS25
Source: RefSeq, a predicted model, not a curated record
AAACCCUAUCUCAUUGUGCGAAACCACCAAGAAGAAAACCCUAGGUCAUCUGAAAGGAGGAGGGCCAUUUAACCAGCGAAGAGGUCAAGAGAAAAACCCUAAACCUAGCCCAUAGUGAAGGAACGAGAGCUCCAGAGAAGCGCCAAUCCUGAUCUUGGCAGCUCCAUUUUUGCGAGCUCAAGAACCUAACUAGACAAUGGCUCCUAAGAAGGCGAAGGCUCCUCCUCCAUCUUCAAAGCCUGCAAAAUCUGGAGGUGGAAAACAAAAGAGGAAGAAAUGGAGCAAGGGAAAGCAAAAGGAAAAGGUGAACAACAUGGUGAUAUUUGAUCAAGCAAGUUAUGACAAGCUGCUUUCUGAGGCGCCAAAGUAUAAGUUGAUCACCCGUUCCAUCCUGUCUGAUAGAUUGAGGAUUAAUGGAUCUCUCUCACGACGGGCAAUCAAGGAUUUGAUGGCACGAGGUUCCAUCCACAUGAUUUCUGCCCACUCUAGCCAGCAGAUAUACACUCGUGCAACCAACACAUGAUUUGAUACGUCUCUUUCUUUUUGGUUGUUUGAAAACAACACUUGAAUUGGAAUGUCUUUUUCUUUCGCUUCUAUUAUGAGCAGUAAUUGCCUGGUUUUGAGGCCCAAUAGGGUUUUUGUUCGUUUAGCUACUUUUGAGUUAUUUGACUAAACAAGUUUUGUUUCCUCAACCGAUCAGGACUGGCUAUUUCUCUUUUAGGGAAUUUGAAUUAAACCUGGAAUAUUAGUUUAA